Closterium sp. NIES-67 is the source of this 4686-nucleotide messenger RNA. The record is from the annotation of a GenBank genome assembly. Lineage: Eukaryota; Viridiplantae; Streptophyta; Zygnematophyceae; Desmidiales; Closteriaceae.
UACGAGUGAGUACCACGAACAGCCAACUCCAUCACUAAGUACAUUCUAUUAGGUUCUUAAGGGACACGUAGGUCACUUUUGAGUCGACUCAAAAGUUUCCUGCGGGACACGUGCUACUCUAGUGCCGCCGAGCACGUGGCGUCGCAUUGUGAAGUAGUACUAGCACAUGCGCGGACCGCGAUGACUGUCAUUGAUCUGACACCCACAUGCCGCCGCUCACGACGCGUGGCAACGAGGCGCCGGUUGGCGAAGGGAUGGCGGGCAACGGGGAGAUGGGACGUUGCGAGAGCGGCGGUGGCGCUCGUGGUGGCGAGCUGCUGCAUGCCUCUCGCACGGCCCGCGCCCGUGGUGGACCCUGACAUGGGCGUGUUAGAGGACCUGGCAUCUGUAUGGAGGAGCCUCAGCGGCAGAGACACAUGGGUCAGGGGCGGCGAUUGUGAGAGAAUGGAUCUUGUGCGCUGCGAUAGCAACGGGCACGUCAUCAUUAUCCAGAUAAGCAACAGCAAGAUAGCGGCCUCCAUCCCACAGAGCAUCACUGCUCUGAGAUACCUCGCAUACCUCUCCAUCAAGUACAGCGAGCUCACAGGCUCCCUCCCCGCUGCUCUCUUCACCAUGCCCAGCCUCCAGCACCUUGUUCUAACAGGCAACCAGCUCACGGGUAGCAUACCGGAGACAGUAGGAGUCGCAACGCGCCUGCGUACCCUGGCCCUCAACGCCAACCAGCUCAGCGGCACCGUGCCCUCCUCCCUGGGCGCUCUCUCUUUGCUCACCACCCUCUAUCUGAGAAUCAAUGCUUUCACGGGGUCCAUUCCAGACUCCCUCAGCAAUCUGCGGGUGCUACAGUAUCUCUACUUGGAUCAGAACGCCUUCUCUGGUCCCGUCCCUGCCUUUCUCAACAACAGCCCUAGCCUCAAGCACGUCUUCCUGCAGUACAAUCACUUCACAGCAGAGAUACCCGACUCCCUGGGUGCUCUCACUGACCUCCAAGGGCUGCUAGUAAGUGGCAACCACUUGUCCGGAUCUCUUCCAACUGCAUUGGGCAACUGUGCUUCGUUGAUACUCCUCGAUGUGAGUGGGAACAACAUCUCUGGAUCCAUCCCCACCGCCCUUGGCAACAUCCGAGGCCUGCAGUACCUGUACCUGCAGUACAACAAGCUGAGUGGAUCGCUGCCAGAUGAAAUGUCGCGGUUGCAGCAACUGGAGCACUGGGACGUGUCCAACAAUGAUCUAGGCGGAACUUUGCCCACAUGGGUUGACAAUAUGAAGAAAAUGAGUGUACUUGGUCUGGGCUACAACUUGUUCAACGGCUCUGUUCCAGAGGCAUUGGGCAACUUGCCAAAACUAGCUUACCUGUCACUCAACUACAACGUCCUUUCUGGAUCCGUCCCCGACUCACUGGGGGACCUUACUGGUCUGGAGACAUUGUACUUGGAUCACAACUUUCUGUCUGGCACCAUUCCUGCCUCCCUGGUCAACCUCAACCAAGUCACUACCCUGGCUCUGACCUCCAACUUCUUUGCGGGAACGAUCCCUGCAGCAUUUAGCACACUCACUCGCCUCAAAUACCUCCUUCUGGACAACAACCAGCUGGUGGGCAAGCUGCCCUCUCUGAAGCUCAUGCCGUCCCUCAAGACCGUGGCUGCACGCAGCAACUUCCUCACCGGUGCAGCAGAGGCCCCCCCUCCGUGCCCCACGUACCAGCUGCUGCUGGACUCAAACUGCUUUGCUCGCAACCUAACCAUCUGUGGCAGCCAGCAAACCCAGAGGGACACUGGCUUGUGCAUAUGGUUCUGUGGGAACGACCCCGUUAACCGCCCUUGUAGCGGUUAUGGAGUGUGCUAUUACCAGCAGGGCAACAGUGAUGCCAAGUGUGCUUGUGAUUAUGGUUACACGGAGGGGACUCGUGGUGCCACAUGUGUUCCAGAAGGGCCAUACAUCCCCUCCCUCCUCUCCUCCUACUCGCACCCAAUGGCUCUCUUCCAGUCCGCCUCCUCUGCUCCCAACGGCUCCAUCUUCCUCUCCUCUGCGCCAUCCACUGCAUCAUGGGGAGCAGCCUUCACACAGCAGCCCAUCGCCCUCUUCCUCCCCACCACCCGCAAGGCGCCCUGCGACCAGCCCAUUGCCUUCUCUGUCGAGUUCGCCUUUCGAAUGACCCCUGCUGCCAAUGCUGGCAGUACCGGCAGCAGCACAGGUGGUGAGGGCCUGGCAUUCGUUGUGAGUGCAGCGGCACCGCAGGGGGCAGCAGCGAGUGUGGGGCUGGGGGGAGUGGGGAAGCGGAGUGUGGGAGUGGAGUUCGACUCGGUGCUGAGUGUGAAGCACAGCGACCCCAACGACAACCACGUGGGCGUCAAUGUGGGCGGCUCACCUGUGUCCCUUGCCUCUGCCACGGCCCCUCUCAUCCUCAACGACGCCCAAACUAAGCACGCCUCAAUCCACUACGACCCCACCAGUGGCGGCACUCUCCGAGUCUUCCUCUCAGCCUCCAGGCAGCAAUCAUUGAAACCUGUGCUGACGGCGAGAGUGUCCUUGUGCAGGGCGCUCAAGCCCUCCAUGGGGGAUUCCUCCUUCCUCUUUGGAUUCGUGGCUGCCUCUGCAAAUAAUACUACUCAGAAGCACGACAUCCUCUGGUGGAACAUCGUCACAGGCAUACUUCCUGCUGUGGACUGGCAGAAUGAGGCCCCUGGCAGUGCAUUUGGGCGGGUGGCAUCAGCACAGGAGGUUGCAGCAGGCAGUGAGGGCGAGAGUGUACCCUCCUCCUUCCACUAUGCCAGCCUCGCCUUCAACGCCUACAGCCCAGAUGGUCUGGCCUCUUGGGGACUUCCCCCCUUUGUCUCUUGGAUGUGGGAUGACGCAACAUGGCCCGUGAAGAACCAGUACGGUUGCGCCGAUUCCUCGGUGUUCGCAGUGGUGGCAGCGGUGGAGGCAGCCUACAGCAUCGCGAGCGGCUGGUCGCAGCCCCCCCGGCUGUCUGUGGAGGCUCUGCGCAUGGCCCUCUCGGCCAACUGCGACGACAUGUCUCCCCGCGAUGUGCUGGCCUUCCUGGCGGCUGCCACGCGCAAGGGAGGGGGGCUCGUGGAUGAGGUAGCAGCAGCGGGCGCCAGACAACGCAGCAUGGCGUCCGCGGGCCGGCAGGAGAGGCUGCAGAAGACGAGGUACUAUGGGAUUCAGGGCUUUGAGGAGAGCUCGUUUCACGGAUUCCUGGGGCUGCUGCUGGCAGUGCAGCGGCAGCCAGUGGUUGUGAGAAUAGAGGCAUCCGCACCAUCGUUCCUCAACUACGAUGGGACGUACAAGUACGCGGAAGGCAGCUGCUUCCAGGGGGCGGUGAACCACGCGGUGCUGCUGGUGGGCUAUGCUGUGGAGGGCAGCGCGUCCAGCCCUUUCAGCCUGCCUGCGCCAUUCUGGGUGAUCCGCAACUCAUGGGGCAGCGGGUGGGGGGAUGCAGGCCACAUGCUCAUGGACAUGCAGAGCGGCCCGGGCGUCUGCGGCAUCAACACCCUGCCAGGCCUCUUCCCCAUCCUAAGAUCUGCUGCUGACCCGUGUGGCAGCAAAUCCGUGCAGCUGGCAGCAUCACCGGGAGUGGCAGCAAGCAACGCGUUCAACCCGUGUGGGCAGUUCAAGUGCUCCAAGGCCGGAGCAUCCAACCGCUGUGCCUGUGCUGCUCCCCACUUCGUCCAGGUCUUUCAUCCCGAUGGCUCAAAAACAUGCGCCUAUGUGGACGCCUGUGGGCUGGCAGGCAGUAACCCGUGUGUGGUGGGCACGUGUGUGAACGAUGGCAGGGGCAGCUACUCCUGUGUGUGCCCCCCGGGGUUCUUCCAGGGCACCACAACCAAGAAAACCCUCUCCUGUGCUCCUGGUGACAGCAAGGGCAGCUACGUGGUACUGGGCAGCAAUGUGUGGUGCUCUCACUUGCUGCCUGUGCUUGGCCUCACACUGGACCAACUCAAGCAGCAGAACAAGAAGCUCUCCUGCUCCAAGCCCAUCCCAGUGGGUUCCAAGCUGAGUGUCAAAACGCCGUACUUGCUUCCAAACUGCUCACUCCUCUACACCACCCAGCUUGGCGACAGCUGUGCAUCGGUGGCAGUGCUAUUCGGACUGAGUGAGGGGUGCCCCGUUGAGGGCGAGGCAUGCGGGGAGGCGGUGGUGGGGCUCAACCCCGGGCUGGACUGUGCAGCGCUCACGGGCAGCCAGGCCGUGUGUGUGGAGAGGGAGGAGAGCAAGGCGGGGGUGGUGGCAGUGUGUGAGCAGCAGUACGAGCUGCAGGGCAGUGGCGGCUGCGAUGCUGCAAGGAUGGCCGUGGAUCCACCUCUGAGCCCCUUGGAGUUCCACCGCCUCAACCCCGGCAUCAACUGCAACACCCGCCUGCCGACUGCUUCGAUUGAGGGCUACUCACAGCGCAUGGUGUGCAUUCACAGCAGCACCAGCUACAAGAGUGGCACAUGCCCAGGGGACAGCUACAGCAUGGCAGCUGGAGACAGCUGCAGCAUGAUGGAUGUGAAGGAGUUUGCCAGCAUCAAGGGCUGCUACAGGAAGUUGAAUGGUUUUGAGUGUAUUGACAAGAUGCCCGUUGGAACAACCGUAUGCACCCCAGAUGCUUCUAGUGCCAGGGUAGGGAUGUGCUCAGCAGGGCCACCCCUAACGGACUAGCUUAUUGUGAAGGUUGUAAUGUUUAUUAGUUGCAACUUAGGG